This is a messenger RNA of Setaria italica (foxtail millet), 1386 nucleotides long. RefSeq lists its product as uncharacterized. The record is from RefSeq and is a predicted model, not a curated record. NCBI's taxonomy places the organism in Eukaryota, Viridiplantae, Streptophyta, Magnoliopsida, Poales, Poaceae. The coding region runs from base 1 to 1386 and encodes 461 amino acids. The transcript has 5 exons. Gene Ontology annotation, molecular function: nucleic acid binding.
AUGGCCGGUGACGCCGCCGCCGCCGCCGCCGCCGCUGCCGCCGAGCAGAAACAGCAAGAGGAGGCGGAGGCCCUCGACAAGGCCCUCACCGCCAAGGAGGCGGCAAACACCACCCUCCACGCCCAGGCGAUCGCACUCCACAACAUCAAGAGCGCGAUCACCCUGGUGCUGGACAAGUCGUCCAACAACUACGGUCGGUGGCGGCCUCUCUUCUUGAUUGUGCUCGGCAAGUACAAUCUGAAGGAGCACGUCCUCACCGACAUCGCCUACCCCGAUCGCUCGGCAUGGGCGACCAUGGACAGCUGCGUCCUCACCUGGAUCAUCUGCACCGUCUCCAAUGAUCUGCAACAGUCCCUGCUGAUCCGUGAUCCCACUGCCCGAUCUGCCUGGCUGUUCCUCGAAGACGAGUUCCUCGGCCAGCGCGAAUCGCGUGCACUGCUGCUGGAGGCUGAGUUCCGUUCCUUCCGGCAAGGCGAUCUCUCAGUGACCGAUUAUUGCCGUCGCCUUGAAACAAUGGCGGCAUCCCUCAAGGAGUUCGGUGAUCCGAUCGGCGACAGGCAGCUUGUCCUCACCCUGCUACGCGGCGUCAAUGGGAAGUACCGGCACAUGGUGUCCAACCUGAAGAUGCGCGCGCCCUUCCCCACGUUCGCCGAGGCACGCACCCUGCUGCUCCUCGAAGAGAUCGAUGUCAACGACGUCCACGACGACGUCACUCCCGCACCGCCGUCGGAGACUCAGGCGCUGCUCGCGGCAAAACCACAGCCGCCACGCACUGGUUCUGGUGGUUCCGGUGUCCAGGGCAGUGGGACGGGCAACUCCAACAACUCCCGCAACCGCCGCAGGGGACGCGGCGGCAACGGCGGGACCAACAACGGCAAGGCGGGCGCCGGCCAGGGCGCCCCCAACGGCGCCGUGCAGGGCGCUGGACAGCCUGCUGUUCGGCCAGGACAGAACCCCUGGUCCGACACUCUCCAGCUCUGGCCACACGGCUUCGGCGGCCUUCCUGGACAGCAGCUGCAGCGACCCCAUACAUGCCGCUCCUCGGCUUCCUCUUCGGCCGGCGCGAUGCCGCAGUACGCGGCAUGGAACCCCAUGGCAGGUGGCUCCUUCGACCAAGCGUCCCUCGUCAACAACUUCAACACAAUGACCUUGACGCCGCCGUCGACACCCACCGAGUGGUAUGCUGACUCUGGUGCCGGUUCUCAUAUGACCGCCCACUCUGGAUCUACAAACACGGAGCGUGAUCGCCAGUUUGGCACCAUCGUGAAGGCCGUCCAGUGCGACAACGGUCGUGAGUUUGACAACUCUUCGGCCCGCACGUUCUUCCUCUCCCAUGGUGUCCUCUUUCGUAUGUCGUGCCCCUACACCUCCCAGCAGAAUGGCUAG